AAUCUACAAAGAAGCACAAGAAGAGUAAAUCAAAAAAAGGCCAUAAAAAAAAUAAGAAGGAAGGAAAGAAGCAUUCCAAAACAAAAACCGAGAGUACUAUGGUUAGCUUUACACAAGACGUGAGCAGCAAAAGUGUAGAAGAUACAGUUCAUGCUCAAGCAAUUCCAAGAACUACGCUAACUGUAAAAGUAACCAAGACGGCAGAGGCACCAUUACCUAUACAAACUGCAGAUCAACACAUACUCAUUCAACCACCAAAGGAAUUUGUGCCUGGCAACGAUUUGGGAAACGUUGGUAAAAUUGGAGUAUACCAAAUCGCACAUUCAUCUGGUAUCAGUGGUAGGCCCACUGUUGACAUUCAUUGGUUAUGCUUUCUUGUUGUAGUAAUCCUUUAUUACAUAAGACAUCAAUAAUGACUAGACAAAAAUAAAAAUAAAAAAGUCCUCUUUCUCUCUUAUGUCUUUUCAUCAGGCACAUGUCUUGACAAUCGAUUGUUGUGAUCAACUUCAUCAGGUACAUUCCUUAUCGUAGGCUCUUGUUGAGUAUAAUAUCCUCCAUCAUAGCUAUAUUGUCCUACACUGAAAUCAUCUUUACUUGGAUCAUAAGCUGGGAUAAAAGG
Rhizopus microsporus ATCC 52813 is the source of this 619-nucleotide messenger RNA. RefSeq lists its product as uncharacterized. Bases 99 to 413 code for a protein of 104 amino acids. The record is from RefSeq and is a predicted model, not a curated record. The transcript is spliced from 2 exons. Lineage: Eukaryota; Fungi; Mucoromycota; Mucoromycetes; Mucorales; Rhizopodaceae.